UGUGUCUGAUGCUAGUCUUGGGUGGAGCAGACAUUGCUCGAUGGCGUUGAGUGGGGCGGAAUCCUUGGUGCUGCUCGCGUCUCCAGACUCAUUUCUCCCGGAAGUGGGUGGUUAAGUCGCCACUCGGUCACUGCUGGCUAACGAGCGAUCGCUGGGAUGAAGGAGAGUCGGGGACAUUCUUGGGGCUGACAAAUAUCCGACGACACAGUUGUGAAAUUUCAUUUUUAACCAUUUAGUUGCGGUAUAUCCGCAGAAAUCCACCACAAACGCUCACAAAAAGGCUCAGACACCCCGCCGCCAAGAUGAUGGAAGAAAUUGACAGAUUUCAAGUGCCGACUGAGGCAGAGAUGCAGCCUUUUGAUCCAGCAUCAUCGACCACAUCAGAGGCAGACUCAGACACCAGGGAGAGUGAACCUGCCACUCUCAACUACAAACCUUCUCCUCUCCAUAUGAAGAUAGACAAACAGAGAGAGUUGGUUAGGAAAGGAUCACUGAAAAAUGGCAAUGCUGGAAGCCCUGUCAAUCAACAACCCAAGAAAAAUAAUGUGAUGGCCAGAACAAGGCUAGUGGUUCCCAAUAAAGGCUACUCUUCUUUAGACCAGAGUCCAGAUGAGAAACCUUUAGUUGCUCUAGACACAGACAGCGAUGACGACUUUGACAUGUCUAGAUAUUCCUCGUCAGGAUACUCGUCAGCCGAGGUGAGGUCUCUAAGGGAACAGCAGAUAAACCAAGAUCUGAACAUCCAGCUACUGAAAGAUGGAUACAGGCUGGAUGAGAUCCCUGAUGAUGAAGACCUGGACCUCAUACCACCCAAAUCCGUUAACUCCACCUGCAUGUGCUGCCAAGCCACCUCCUCCACUGCUUGUCAAAUCCAGUAAAUCUGUCACCUUUUCCCCUCCCCGUGCUCCCUCUCUCUCUUCCCCUCCCUUGUUCCCUUUCAUAACCUCAGAUAAGACAUCUAAUGAAUAUUACAGAGGGAAAUGUACAGUAAACGUUAUGAUGAACAUGGUGUACAGGAACUAGUGAACACACACACACAUAUACACAAAACAUAUGACGUGCUACACACAUACACACAUUUACUCUAACAUAUGAUUAUUAACAUGACUAUUAUUGGUUGCUUCCUCCUAUGGCAGGAUAUGCACUGUUUGCUAAUACGCUAGGAGAGUCUGCUCACUUUCACCUCCUAGCUGGCAUUGUGUUAUACUGUACAAGUGAACGUAGAACAAAUAAAGCAUUCAAAUGGCUUUAAUUGUGAAUUUAAAAAAACAACUUGAUGUUACAGAGAGUUUGAAAUAGCUUAUCCACUGAAUUCUCUGCUUUCAUGUUGCACUCAUUGCAUUAACGUCGUCGUUAUGGUAAGAUUUGAUUUCCGUACGGAUCUGGUUGGAUGUUUGUCGUUCGUGGCUGCUAUUGAGGCUAUACUUGGUUUCGUUUCUGUUGAACAUUUUGCAUGUUGGUGCAUUCGUACUGCAGCGCUAUGAUAAGAUGAUAAAAUGAUCACUUGAAGACCUUUCUGUCUAUCAAAGGUCAGAAGUCACUGGGUAUGAUUUAAUAACUGUUAUGACAUUUGGAAAAUACUGUUUCGUUUCUUAGACAGAAUGUCCAAACAUGUUUAAAGCACCUGUAAUCAGGUAUUGUUUUGUUCAGGAAGAUGUUCAGAUAUCACAGACUUGAAGGCACCAAAGAAUGUUUAUGCUCCUUGUUGGAAUCAUUUUACCCUGUGCUAUUUUAUUUUAAUUUAGCAUUUUGUAUGCAUACCACCGAUUUAAAUAUAUCACUGAAUUUCAUGGAAAUCAGUUGUUGGCUAUUUGAAAACACCAUUUGGUCUUUGGAAUUAAAGUUAGAAUGUUAAUGUUGCUAAAAUGAUCAAAUCCCUGGCCUAUCUUGACAUUAAUUAUUGUUAUUAUUAAAAAAUGAUGAAAUGGCACUGUUUAUCUACACAUGAGAUUUUACCCUUCCAUUCAGCUUUGAAAGCCAAACACAUUUUAUGUCUUAUCUUUACACUCUACAUAUUGUCUUGAUCAAAAUGCGAACUGUUUUCAUUCAAACUGCUCAUGUUCACUUUUUAGUCUGUUUUAACUUUGACUAAAAUAGUGUAAUGACCUAAUGUAUUCAAAUCAAAGCGUAAUCAAAGGUGAGCAUUUGUUGGACAAAAGCUGUGUUUUUAUGUUAUAAAUAUGUUACUUAUGUGAGAAAGUCCAUUUAUGUAUUAACAAUGUUGUUCUUGGUUUCAGUGAUAUCAAUAAAAGCAGACCUGAAUUACA
Messenger RNA from Labeo rohita (rohu), 2267 nucleotides. RefSeq names its product family with sequence similarity 219 member Ab (gene fam219ab). The coding region runs from base 303 to 878 and encodes 191 amino acids. NCBI's taxonomy places the organism in Eukaryota, Metazoa, Chordata, Actinopteri, Cypriniformes, Cyprinidae. The record is from RefSeq and is a predicted model, not a curated record. The transcript has 6 exons.